Bactrocera neohumeralis is the source of this 824-nucleotide messenger RNA. Its product is annotated as integrin alpha-PS3-like. Gene Ontology annotation, molecular function: integrin binding. Gene Ontology annotation, biological process: integrin-mediated signaling pathway; cell-cell adhesion; cell adhesion mediated by integrin. The record is from RefSeq and is a predicted model, not a curated record. The transcript is spliced from 4 exons. NCBI's taxonomy places the organism in Eukaryota, Metazoa, Arthropoda, Insecta, Diptera, Tephritidae. Gene Ontology annotation, cellular component: integrin complex; external side of plasma membrane. The annotation marks the transcript as partial.
UCAACGGCUUUUGAGAUACAAAAUAACGGUCCCAGUCCGCUUAGUUCCUUUCACUUAAUUGUUGAUUUUCCUAUUGGAUUCAGCGGCGGCCAAUAUAUCAGCAACUACUCAGCGCAAGCUUAUUUCAAGGACCAUGAGUAUUCUAGUUUAGAAUUCAACAAAUCUGCACCAGCGUCGCCACCAAUAUUGAACACUACCGAGAUAUUAUACUUGAAUCAUUUACCCGAAAAUCACACGACUUUUGUCAGUUGCCAAUCGACCGAAAACUCCGAAAUGUCGUGCGCCUUGAGUGAUUUACUGCUGACGAAUGCCUUGUUCCCUGGCGAGAAUAUCACAUUGUUAUUGAACUAUGAAAUGAACUGGAAAAAGGCUGAGAAACUGCUGCCAAGCAAUAGUCAAUAUUUGGCCCAUGUUGCAAUGGUGAAUUUUAGGACAGAUAUACCCCUAAAUGGUAACUUAAGUAUUAAAAAGCAUUUCAAAGGCGCCAUAUUUGUGAAGAUCGCUAAACGUAAUCUAUUCUGGAUAUAUUUGGGCGCCAUAAUUGGUGGUAUACUUUUGCUUAUUGGAAUGAUAUUGCUGCUAAGAAAGCUGGGCUUCUUCAAACGAUUGACAAAGGAGGAAAUGGAGAAGAAUUUGAUUGAAAAGCGUGAAAAGGCGCGCAUGAAGGAGGAUCUCGAUGUGUGUGUGGCCGAAAUAGAGGAUGAUUUAACCAGUUCUUAGUGGUUUUCAUGCAGUGCAAAGAUUAUUAAAAUAUUAAAUAUUAUUAAGUCAAUUGUUGAUCAUAUAUGAAGAUACACAUUUAUUCACGGUUUUUUGUUAAAUAU